AUGGCUUCCUUGAACAUGUUCCUUGCUCCGGCCACCAUAUCGACGACCGUCAGCAGCAGUACUAGCAGCAUCACCACCACCACCACCAGCAUCGCCACCACAAGAGCAAGAAGAGUACAGACCUUCGCUACAGCUGCAAAAGGUUCCGGUGGAAGCAGUGAGGAGAAGGGGUUUUUCGAUUUUCUUAUGGGUGCACUGGUGAAGUUCGAUCAGCUGGUGGAGACUGAUCCAAUUCUCCAGAAGGUGGAGGGCAAGAGCGGUACCACCACCAUUUCCAGUAAGAAGACCACCACUUCGGCGGCGCCACCAAAGAAGGAUGCUGGAAGCGGUGGCUUUGGUGGCCUUGGUGGAUUCUUUGCUAAGAAAUGA
Messenger RNA from Lactuca virosa, 369 nucleotides. The record is from the annotation of a GenBank genome assembly. NCBI's taxonomy places the organism in Eukaryota, Viridiplantae, Streptophyta, Magnoliopsida, Asterales, Asteraceae.